Messenger RNA from Oncorhynchus nerka (sockeye salmon), 9200 nucleotides. RefSeq names its product lysine-specific demethylase 5A-like. The coding region runs from base 3331 to 8166 and encodes 1611 amino acids. Gene Ontology annotation, molecular function: DNA binding; histone H3K4me/H3K4me2/H3K4me3 demethylase activity. Gene Ontology annotation, biological process: chromatin remodeling; regulation of DNA-templated transcription. Gene Ontology annotation, cellular component: chromatin; nucleus. The record is from RefSeq and is a predicted model, not a curated record. Lineage: Eukaryota; Metazoa; Chordata; Actinopteri; Salmoniformes; Salmonidae. The transcript is spliced from 28 exons.
GUGAAGGCUAUAUUGGAAAUGCAGUUAGGUACCAUGUAUGUAGUCGUUAUAAGGUAUAGGCCUAAAUAGGCAGUCAUUGUACAUAAGAAUUUGUUCUUAACUGACUUGCCUAGUUAAAUAAAAAUAGUUAUUGCCUAAGUAAGUAGUCAAAAUAAGCUAGUUAUUCAAAUGAGUUUGUCAGUCAUUCACUGAUGUAUGUUUUUUUGUAUGUAUGUUAUUAUAUGUUAUGUUUUGGUAGUCUGAAUAAACAUGUUUUUUUUGUUAGGUAACCUAUACGUUGGUGUGGCUUGACAGUGCAGACCUUAUGUGCAUUGACUGCAGCUGCCGUCACAUUUUUGGGGCAGCACUCUUGAAUACAAUGACUGAGUUAACAGCACUGGCUUGAAUGGGUGGUAGGCCUAGGUCUACUUUAGGAAGGGUUUUAGGGUCAGAAAAGUUGUAGCUUAGCCUACAUUAAGAGGUUAACUUCUCUGGGAUAUGUGGGACGUCGCCAACAGCCAGUGAAAUUGCAGGUCACCAAAUUCAAAACAACAGAAAUCCCGUAAUUAAAGUUCCUCAAACAUACAAGUAUUAAACACCAUUUAAACAAACUUCUUGUAAAUCCAGCCACAAUGUCCGAUUUCAAAUGGGCUUUACGGCGAAAGCACAUCAAACGAUUAUGUUAGGUUAGCACCUAGUCACAGAAAACCAUACAGCCAUUUUCCAGCCAAGGAGAGGGCUCACAAAAGUCAGAAAUAGCGAUCUUCAUCAGAUGGCACUCACAGGACUUCAUGUUACACAAUACAUGUGUGUUUUGUUCGAUAAAGGGAAUCUUUAUGUCCAAAAACUUAAUUUGAAAUUGGUGUGUUAAGUUCAAAAAUGUAUUGUCUCAAACAAACAUCCAGUGACGGUGCAGAGAGCCACAUCAAAUGACUGAAAUACUCAUAAUAAACAUUGAUAAAAGAUACAAGUGUUAUGCAUGGAAUUAUAGAUUAACCUCUCCUUAAUGCAACCACUGUGUCAGAUUUCAAAAAGGCUUUACGGCGAAAGCACACCUUGCGAUUAUGUUAGGUUAGCACUUAACCACAGAAAAACAUAGACAUUUUCCAAAGAAGGAGAGGUGUCAAAGUCAGAAAUAGUGUUAGAAAUAUUCACUUAACUUUUUUUUGAUCUUCAUCUGGUGGCACUCCCAGGAAUCCCAGUUCCACAAUAAAUCUUUGUUUUGUUGGAUAAAGUCCAUAAUUUAUGUCCAAAUACCUCCUUUUUGUUAGCGCGUUUAGCCCAGUAAUCCAAAUGCUAAUGCGUGAUCUCUUAGUUCUGCCGAAAAGUUAUAAAAAGUUACAUUAUAGUUUGAAGAAAGAUGUCAAACGAUGUAUAGAAUCAAUCUUUAGCAUGUUUUUAUAAUCUUCAAUAAUGUAUCAACUGGACAAUUCCUUUAGAAAUGAAAAGGAACUUCUCACGGCCUCGCGCAUGAUUUGGCUCAUGGCAAUCUGCCAGACAUCUGACUGAAACAGCUCUCAUUCGCUCCCCCUUCAUAGUAGAAGCCUGAAACAAGGUUCUAAAGACUGUUGACACCUAGUGGAAGCCUUAGGAAGUGCAAUAUGACCCCAUAGACACUGUAUAUUCGAUAGACAAUCACUUCAAAAACGACAACUCAGAUUUCCCACUUCCUGGUUGGAUUUUUUGUCAGGUUUUUGCCUGCCAUAUGAGUUCUGUUAUACUCAGACAUCAUUCAAACAGUUUUAGAAACUUCAGAGUGUUUUAUAUCCAAAUCUACUAUGCAUAUUCUAUAUAUGCAUAUUCUAGCUUUUGGGCCUGUGUAGCAGGCAGUUUACUCUGGGCACCUUUUUAUCCAAGCUACUCAAUACUACUCAAUACCAAGCUACUUUAACUUCCCAAAGAAGUUAAAGGAUAUCAGUCACUGGUUUUUGUAGGCUGUCUUUACUUUGAUUUCUCCAAGGCUACAGCACCCAAAGGCACCUCUUUAUAUUCCUGUUUAGAGUUAAGCAUGCCAGAUUUCACUUGGAAUUGACUUUCAUGUGUUUGUUUGUACUAGAGGUCGACCGAUUAUGAUUUUUCAAUGCCGAUACCGAUUAUUGGAGGAUCAAAAAAACCGAUACCGAUUAAUCGGACGAUUUAAAAAUAUAAUAAAAAUAAUAUAUAUGUGUUUGUAAUAAUGACAAUUACAACAAUACUGAAUUAACACUUAUUUUAACUUAAUAUAAUACAUCAAUAAAAUCAAUUUAGCCUCAAGUAGAUAAUGAAACAUGUUCAAUUUGGUUUAAAUAAUGCAAAAACAAAGUGUUGGAGAAGAAUGUAAAAGUGCAAUAUGUGCUAUGUAAGAAAGCUAACGUUUCAGUUCCUUGCUCAGAACAUGAGAUCAUAUGAAAGUUGGUGGUUCCUUUUAACAUGAGUCUUCAAUAUUCCCAGGUAAGAAGUUUUAGGUUGUAAUUAUUAUAGGACUAUUUCCCUCUAUACCAUUUGUAUUUCAUUAACCUUUGACUAUUGGAUGUUCUUAUAGGCACUUUAGUAUUGCCAGUGUAACAGUAUAGCUUCCGUCCCUCUCCUCGCUCCUCCCUGGGUUUGAACCAGCAACACAACGACAACAGCCACCACAUCGAAGCGUCCCAUGCAGAGCAAGGGAAACAACCACCCCAAGGCUCAGAGCGAGUGAAGUUUGAAAUGCUAUUAGUGCAAGCUAACUAGCCAGCCAUUUCACUUCGGUCACUCCAGCCUCAACUCGGGAGUUGAUAGGUUUGAAUUCAUAAACAGCGCAAUGCUUGACGCACAACGAAGAGCUGCUGGCAAAUCGCACGAAAGUGCUGUUUGAAUGAAUGUUUACGCGCCUGCUUCUGCCUACCACCGCUCAGUCAGAUACUUAGAUACUUGUAUGCUUAUAUGCUCAGUCAGAUUAUAUGCAACACAGGACAUGCUAGAUAAUAUCUAGUAAUAUCAUCAACCAUGUGUAGUUAACUAGUGAUUUAUGAUUGAUUGUUUUUAUAAGAUAAGUUUAAUGCUAGCUAGCAACUUACCUUGGCUUAUUGCAUUUGCGUAACAGGCAAUCUCCUUGUGGAGUGCAACGAGAGAGAGGCAGGUCGUUAUUGCGUUGGACUAGUUAACUGUAAGGCUGCAAGAUUGGAUCCCCCCCGAGCUGACAAGGCCCUCACUCGGGUCAAGCUCAACUUCCUGGAUCAGAUUGCCAAAUUCUGGGAACUGCAGGGGUCCAGGCUGCGCUUCCCUCAUGUGGAGAGGAAGAUCCUCGAUUUGUACCAGCUCAGCAAAAUUGUCUCCUCCGAGGGAGGCUUUGAUACCGUGUGUAAGGAGAAGAGAUGGUCCAAGGUGGGCAGCAGGAUGGGUUUCCCCCCAGGGAAGGGUAUGGGCUCUCUGCUGCGGUCCCACUUCGAGAGGAUCCUCUACCCCUAUGAGCUCUUCCAGUCUGGAGCCACGCUCACUGGUAUCCACCAUCUGUACGAGGAGGGAGAUGACGAAGAGGUGCAGGACGAGGGCAUGGGGGAAGAGGAAGAGGAGGAUGAAGAGGACCGAGAGAGGGACAGCCUGAGUGACGGGACUCAGAACAAGGACUGCCUGCUCCCUGAGCGACGCUCCCGCCGCCUGAAGUCCGAGGUCGGUGAUGAGCGGGAAAACAAAGAGCCCAAGACCAUGCAGAUCUUUGGCAGUGGUCCCAAGAUGGUUGGUUUAGAGAUUGUACCGGCUGAAGACGAUGGGUUCAAUAAGAAGCAGCGUCACCUGAAGGCCCAGGCCUUCGCCAUUAAGAUGCGACCACACAAAGAAACCCUGGAGGUCAACUUUAUACCCCAGAUUGACCUGUACAUGUGCCUGAUGUGUGGGCGGGGUGACGAGGAGGACCGCCUCCUGCUGUGUGACGGCUGUGAUGACAGCUACCACACCUUCUGUCUGAUUCCGCCCCUACAGGAUGUCCCUAAGGGGGACUGGCGAUGCCCCAAAUGUGUUGCUGAGGAGUGCAGUAAGCCGCGGGAGGCGUUUGGCUUUGAGCAAGCCGUGAGGGAGUACACCCUCCAGAGCUUUGGAGAGAUGGCUGACCACUUCAAGUCAGACUACUUCAACAUGCCUGUGCACAUGGUGCCUACAGAGCUAGUGGAGAAGGAGUUCUGGCGUCUGGUGAGCUCCAUCGAGGAGGAUGUCAUUGUGGAGUACGGAGCUGACAUCAGCUCUAAGGAGGUGGGCAGCGGCUUCCCCGUUAGGGAUGGCAAGAGACGGCUUCUGAGAGACGAAGAGGAGUAUGCCAAUUCAGGCUGGAACCUGAAUAACAUGCCAGUCCUGGAGCAGUCGGUCCUUACCCACAUAAACGUGGAUAUCUCUGGCAUGAAGGUGCCCUGGCUCUAUGUGGGCAUGUGCUUCUCCUCCUUCUGCUGGCACAUCGAGGACCACUGGAGCUACUCCAUCAACUUCCUGCACUGGGGGGAGCCUAAGACUUGGUAUGGUGUCCCGGCCCACGCGGCAGAGCAGCUGGAGUCAGUGAUGAAGAAGCUGGCCCCAGAGCUGUUUGACUCUCAGCCUGACCUGUUGCACCAGCUUGUCACCAUCAUGAAUCCCAACGUCCUCAUGGAGCACGGAGUGCCCGUUUUCCGCACCAACCAGUGUGCGGGGGAGUUUGUGGUGACCUUUCCCAGAGCCUACCACAGUGGCUUCAACCAGGGAUACAAUUUUGCUGAAGCUGUCAACUUCUGUACUGCAGACUGGCUCCCGAUGGGUCGUCAGUGUGUGGCCCACUACCGGCGGCUCCACCGCUACUGUGUCUUCUCCCACGAGGAGCUGCUGUGCAAGAUGGCUGCCGACCCCGAGAGCCUGGAUGUGGAGCUGGCUGCUGCAGUCUUCAGAGAGAUGGGAGAGAUGAUGGAGGAAGAGACACGGCUCAGACAGGCCUUGCAGGAGAUGGGUGUGCUGUCCUCGGAGCAGGAGGUGUUUGAGCUGGUCCCUGAUGACGAACGGCAGUGUCAGAAGUGUAAGACCACCUGUUUCCUGUCAGCUCUGACGUGUCCCUGCAGCCCAGAGCAUCUCGUCUGUCUGCACCACGCCAAGGAGCUAUGUGACUGUCCCCUGGGAAUCAAGUGUCUACGCUACCGGUAUCAUCUGGAGGAGUUUCCCUCCAUGUUAUAUGGGGUGAAGUCCAGAGCCCAGUCCUAUGACACCUGGGCCAAGCGUGUCACUGAUGCCUUGGCUGCUGACCACAAGAACAAGAAAGACCUGAUAGAGUUGAAGGUUCUUCUGGAGGAUGCAGAGGACAGGAAGUAUCCAGAGAACAGUCUGUUCCGUCGGCUCAGAGAGAUGGUGAAGGAGGCCGAAACCUGCUCUUCCGUGGCCCAGGUACUGCUCAGCCGCAAGCAGAGACACAGUACCAGGCAGCAUCCAGAGUGCAGCAGGACUCGUAACAAGCUGACAGUGGAGGAGCUGAAAGUCUUUGUAGAGCAGCUGUUCAAACUGCCCUGUGUCAUUGGACAGGCUCGACAGGUCAAAGAGUUACUAGAGAACGUGGAGGACUUCCAUGAGAGAGCCCAGGUAGCCCUGGCUGACGAGCUGCCUGACUCCUCCAAGCUGCAGGCCCUGCUAGACCUGGGUGGAGGUCUGGAUGUGGAAUUACCUGAGCUGCCCAGGCUCAAACAGGAGCUGCAGCAGGCCCGCUGGCUGGAUGAGGUGCUUGUGACGCUGGCAGAGCCCCACCGUGUGACCCUGGAGCUGAUGAAGCGGCUGAUAGACUCUGGGGUGGGGCUGGCACCACACCAUGCUGUGGAGAAGGCCAUGGCUGAGUUGCAGGAGAUACUCACUGUGUCAGAGAGAUGGGAGGACAAGGCCUGCGCAUGCCUACAGGCCAGGCCUCGGCACAGCAUGCUAACCCUGGAGACCAUCAUGAUAGAGGCCAGGAACAUACCAGCCUACCUGCCCAACGUCCUGGCCCUCCGAGAUGCUCUGCACAAGGCCAAGGAGUGGAGUGCCAAGGUGGAUGCCAUUCAGGUAGUGUCGCGUCGCACGUGUGGCAGUAACUAUGCCUACCUGGAGCAGCUGGAGAGCCUGCUGGCGAGGGGUCGCUCCAUCCCCGUCCGGCUGGACCCCCUGCCUCAGGUCGAAUCCCAGGUGGCCUCAGCCCGCGCCUGGAGGGAGAGGACUGCACGCACCUUCCUCAAGAAGAACUCAACCUACACCCUGCUACAGGUCCUUAGUCCGCGUGUGGAUAUUGGUAUCUACGGCAACAGCAAGAGAAAACGCAGACGAGUCAAGGAGCUCCUUGAGAAGGAGAGGGGUCUGGACCUGGAGGGUCUCAGCGACCUUGACGAGAGUUAUGAAGAUGCCUGUGACCCGGCCAUCGUUGUAGCGGCAUUCAAAUCCAAGGAGCAGAAAGAAGUUGAGGCCAUCCACUCCCUCCGAGCUGCCAACCUGGCUAAGAUGGCCAUGUCUGACCGCAUCGAGGAGGUCAAGUUCUGUCUGUGUCGUAAAACUGCCAGCGGGUUUAUGUUGCAGUGUGAACUGUGCAAAGACUGGUUCCACGGAGCCUGCGUGCCAUUACCGAAAGCGGGCUCGCAGAAGAAGCUCAUGGGCUCGGCCGGGUGCCAAGGCAACAGCAAGGAGGCCAAAUUCCUGUGCCCGUUAUGCCAGCGGUCACGUCGCCCGCGUCUGGAGACCAUCCUGUCUCUCCUGGUGUCCCUCCAGAAGCUGCCGGUGCGUCUGCCUGAAGGGGAGGCCCUACAGUGCCUGACGGAGAGGGCCAUGGGCUGGCAGGACCGCGCCAGGCAGGCCCUGGCUACAAACGAGCUGUCCUCGGCCCUGGCCAAGCUGUCGGUGCUCAGUCAGAGGAUGGUAGAACAGGCUGCCCGGGAGAAGACCGAGAAGAUCAUCAACGCCGAGCUGCAGAAGGCUGCCGCAAACCCUGACCUGCAGGGUCACAUCCAGACGUUCCAGCAGGCAGGGUUCAGCAGGGCAGCGUCACCACGCCAGUCUGUCGACUACGAUGACGAGGAGACGGACUCUGACGAGGACAUCAGGGAAACAUAUGGCUACGACAUGAAGGACCCAGGUGAAGUGAAGCCGUACCUGUUUUGUGAUGAGGAGAUCCCUGUCAAGUCAGAGGAAGUAGUCAGUCACAUGUGGCCCACCACACCCUCUUUCUGCGCUGAACACGCCUACUCCUCUGCAUCCAAGUCCUGCCCUCAGAACCAGAGUACCCCCAGGAAGCAGCCCAGGAAGACGCCCCUGGUGCCUCGCUCCCUGGAGCCCCCUGUGCUGGAGCUGUCCCCCCCGGCCAAGGCCCAGUUGGAGGAGCUGAUGAUGGUGGGGGACCUGCUAGAGGUGUCCCUGGACGAGACCCAGCACAUCUGGAGGAUCCUGGAGGCCACACACCCUCCCUCUGAGGAGAGGUUCCUACAGGUCAUGGAGCAUGAGGAUUCUCAGUUUGAGAAGCCGAUGAAGAUCAAGAUGAAGGACUCUGAGAAGAAGAGGAAGAGGAAGCUGGAGAAGGCGGAGCACCAGCUUCUCAUGGCAGCUGUCUCCGGGGUCGGAGACAUGAUGCGGUCCCCCAAGUCCUCAAAGGAUCCGAAACUGAGCCUCUUAGACCCGCUGGGGAAACCCAAGAAGAAGAAGCUGAAGCUGAACCCGGAUAAGAACCGUGAACUGAAACAGCUGUCCAAGCGCCUGGCUAAAGAGGAUAAGGAGAGGAAGAGGAAGGAUAAAGCUGUGGUCAAGUCUGAGGCUGUCAGGGAGGGGCUGGAGAAGAGGAAAGAGAAGAAGAUCCUGGAUAUACCGUCGAAAUAUGACUGGUCUGGAGCUGAGGACUCCAAUGAUGAGAACGCUGUCUGUGCGUCCAAGAACUGUGCGAGACCCUGCAAGGACAAGGUGGACUGGGUUCAGUGUGACGGCGGCUGUGACGAGUGGUUCCACCAGGUGUGUGUGGGUGUGACCUGCGAGAUGGCCGAGAACGAGGACUACAUCUGCAUCGACUGCACCCGCAAGUCGUCUAUCUUGAGUCGGGGCGUAGUUGGAAGUUUGGGAAGAAGCAUGAGCAUAGGAGGAGGAGGGGUGACAGCAGUGGUGAAGUUGGAGCGUGUUUGUGAGGAGCUGGAAGCACCAGUCUACAGCGGGCUGAGCCAGAUCAUUAUGCCCCCCUCUACCUCCCUCCCCCAGCAACAGCAGCAGCCGGAUACUCGGGAGAGCAGCUAGUGCAGACCCAGGACAGAGACGCACAUGCACAGCCACGACACACAAACCCAUUCACCCGGUAAGCUCGCAUCAGACCAUUUGAGUCUGGUUCUGACUGACAUAUUUCCCUCUUGACUUAAUGGUAGAGGAGCUUCAAAUUAAGGGGUAUCCUCAAGACUAGAUGAUGAUACUCCCAUGAGAAUAAUACUACAAAGAAAUGAGACAAUCCGCUCCUUUGAGGAGGAGAGAUAUGUAUUUUCUGCAUCACAGAUAAACUCCAGAUUAACUAUUUUGCCGUUCCCCCUCUCCUCUUCUCUCUCCUCUCAUGGGAACCAAUUGUUGAUGAGGAUUUGUUUCUCUCGAAUUCAGAACUGUUAAAGAAGGCCUUAUAAUCCAGAGAACACUGUGUGCACAAAGCGGUUUUUACUGCACGACUUGGAAUGACCAUGGGCCGUUUUGUCUGAAAAUUAUUUGGUGCCAAUCUGCCUCAGUUCUACUACAGUCAGAAACUUCAGUACAGUCAUUAUGAAUCUGUGGAGGUGUAAAUAGGUGUCCCAAAUGGCACCCUAUUCUAUAUGUAGUGCACUACAUGGGAUCUGGUAAAAUGUAGUGCACUAUAAAGGGAAUAAGGUGCCAUUUGGGAUUGGGUGUUACACCACAUAUUCUUGAUAACUGUACUGAGUCGGCAGGUAGCCUAACUUUUUAAGUGUUGGGCCAGUAACCAAAAAGUCUCUGGUUCGAAACCCGCGGGCUGACUAGGUGAAAAAUGUAUCGAUAUUAAGGUACUUAACCCUAAUUGCUCCUGUAUGUCGAUCUGGACAAGAGCGUCUGAUAAAUGACAAAAAUGUAAAUGUGAAAAUUUGGGAUGCACAUUCAGUAUCCUCUCCUCUCUGCCUUUCUCCAAACAAUAAAUAACAGCUCCAUGUAGGAUUAGGAACAAUGGUUGUAUGUAGUGAUACGUAUUUAUAAUGUGUAAAUAGGUUUUAAGCAAUAAAGUGAUUGAAUGUGGCUGUUUUUGUUUUCUCACCUUUAAUAAACAAUUCCUAGUGAAAUGA